CAAGCUGCCAAAACGAGAGUGUCUGAGCCAUCAACAACUUUGUGUUAGUGUGUGUGUUAGUGUGUGUGUUAGUGUAACAUGGCGGAGUUUACGUGUGUGUAGGUUCACCUCAGGACAAGUUCUUUAAACCUCCGGAAAUGAGAGACGGACGGUGGUCUGGUUUGGGAUUCUCUGCACCAUGAGAGGGAGACACCAGGACACCUGUCAAUCAAAAUCACACCAGCUGAUCUCCGAUCCCUAUACUGGUUAAUCUCGGCCACCUCUCUGUCUGUCUCUGUCUCUCUUUUUCUGUCUCCGUGUGAGUGUGUGUGUGUGUGUGUGUGUGUGAGAGACGAUGUCGGGGACGGACCUCCUGUCCCGUGUAAGCUCGGUGUUCCGCCGGGAGAGGACGGACUGGGACCUGAGCGACUCGGCCGCGUUCGAUUUCUCAGAGGACCUGGCGGAGGACGAGAUGCCGCGGUUCAACAAGCUGAAGGUGGUGGUGUCGGCCGAGAUGGACGAGUACACCGGAGCGUCCCCGAACGGUGCCGCCGUCAGCACCUUCAUCAGGGGCGGAGAGGACGACGAUGACGACUCGCUGCUCGGCUCCACCUCCGGGCUGGGGGCGGAGCCCUGCGAGACCUGCACCAAGAGGAAGGAGGACGCCAAGCGGCGCAAAGUCAUGAAAAAGCUAGCGAUCGCGGCGGCACUUUAUUUCAUCUUCAUGAUCGGGGAACUCGUCGGUGGAUACAUGGCCAACAGUCUAGCCAUCAUGACGGACGCUCUGCACAUCCUGACUGAUCUGAUUGGGAUUGUCGUCUCCUUACUCGCGCUCUGGCUCUCAGCCAAACCCCCCACACACACCUUCACCUUUGGCCUGCACAGACUCGAGGUGAUGUCUGCAGGAAUCAGUGUGUUGUUGAUCUACAUCCUGACCGGCGUGCUGCUGAAUGAGGCGGUACAGAGAACGCUCCGCCCAGACUUCACCAUCGAUGGCGAUGUCAUGCUCAUCACCGCCGCCGUGGGCGUGGCCAUCAACCUCAUAAUGGGUUUCCUCCUUAACCAGUCAGGUCACCUGCACUCCCACGCCCACUCUCAUUCCCACUCCCACUCCUCUGGCCACGCCCAUUCUCAGAGGAGGGGGCAGGGCCGGGGGCGGGGUCAGCACUCUCACGGCAGCCUGGCGGUGCGGGCGGCGUUCAUCCACGCGCUGGGGGACCUGGUGCAGAGCGUCGGGGUUCUCAUCGCCGCGUACAUCGUCAGGUUUAAGCCGGAGUAUAAACUGGCUGAUCCCAUAUGUACCUACAUAUUUUCUGUGUUGGUGCUGGUCACCACGCUGCGCAUCAUCAGAGACACCGGCCUCAUCCUACUGGAGGGAGUACCCAGACACCUGAAUGUGAGUGUGAUGAAGGAGGAUCUGCUGAAGCUGGACGGUGUGGAGUCGGUGGAGGAUCUGAAGCUCUGGGCGUUAACCCCUGAACACACUGUCGCUCUGGCACACCUUCAGCUAGGACCGAGCAGCAGGGGUAACUGGGAGGAAGUGCAGUCUAAAGCUCGUCACCUGUUGAUGACAUCACACGGCGUGUCGCACUGCACCGUGCAGCUGCAGAGCCAAACACACCGAGCCACACACUCCUGCUCCAACUGUGUGUUAACCAGUGCCUAAACACACACACACACACACACACACCUGGGCUUCUCCUUCUUAAACAGGUUGCUAUGCAACAGCGAAAACCGCCAAAGCCGGAGUGAGUGUGUUCUCACUUUUACUGAGUCAAUCAGGAGGCCCUUUAACUAUUACUAUUUUUGUUUACACUGUUUAUGAUUUUCUUCUUUUUACUUUAUGUGGACACACACACACACACAUCUGACAGACUUAGUACAGAUCCUGAUCUCUCUGCUAGCAUGAACAUUGAUAUUUAGUCUGGUUUACACCAUUUAAACACUCCACAUCGUCCUGGUGUUUAGUUUUAAAUAAGUUAUCCUGAGUCAGCGCUAAAUCCUGCAUUAAAUGAUCCUGAGUCAGCGCUAAAUCCUGGAUUAAAUGAUCCUGAGUCAGCGCUAAAUCCUGGAUUAAAUGAUCCUGAGUCAGCGCUAAAUCCUGGAUUAAAUGAUCCUGAGUCAGCGCUAAAUCCUGGAUUAAAUGAUCCUGAGUCAGCGCUAAAUCCUGGAUUAAAUGAUCCUGAGUCAGCGCUAAAUCCUGGAUUAAAUGAUCCUGAGUCAGCGCUAAAUCCUGGAUUAAAUGAUCCUGAGUCAGCGCUAAAUCCUGGAUUAAAUGAUCCUGAGUCAGCGCUAAAUCCUGGAUUAAAUGAUCCUGAGUCAGCGCUAAAUCCUGGAUUAAAUGAUCCUGAGUCAGCGCUAAAUCCUGGAUUAAAUGAUCCUGAGUCAGCGCUAAUUAUUUUUCCCAGAAUUAACACUAAAUCCUGGAUUAAUUAAUCCUGUGUCCGUGCUGAAUCCUGAUUAGGGUUUAAGCAGGUGAUCCGAUCUGCUCAGGUCCGCUGUGCGUCUGUAACUCGUCUCUAAUCUGACUCGGUUUAAAUCUUUUUUUUUUCUUUUUUUUUUUUUUUAAUAAUUUAAUUUAAUGCUUGUGUUAAGCUCUAAUGUUGGACUUCAAAUCUGAUCCAAUUCAUUUAUGUUGAUCACAGAUUAUUGUGAUUAUUAUUAUUAUUAUUAUUUUCCAGAUUUUGCACUCUGAGUAAACUAAUGAUUAAACCCCUGGAGAGGGAGGGGGGGGUCAGACUGAUCCUGGAGGCGGUUCCUCUUGGCCUUAACUCACUGACGAUCUCACACACUGCACACUCUAUCAUAUUAACCCUUAUUCUCUCAUGUGUGUGUGUUGGGGGGGGGGGGGGGUGUAACUCCCUCUCCAGCACAGACUUUUACUUGAGUUUUAAUUCCUGAUUUUUGUUUUGUUUUUCAGACUGAACUCUCUCUGUGUAUCACACACACACACACACACACUCUGUGCCUCUCCAUGUCAUUUUGCUCCGAGUUCCUUUAUUAUUAUUAUUAUUAUUAUUACAUUUUAAUUAAGUUUAAUUUUUAAUAUAAUUUUGUCUGAUGUUUUGCACAUUCCAGUAACUUGAACAGGAAUAAGUUUUUUGUUGUUGUUGUUGUUGUUUUGCAGUAUUUAUGUUUAACAGUGAAACUCCGCUUUGUGUGAGUGGAUCAGAUCGAUCUCUCAAAUAAACCUGUUUUCAAGGCC
Molecule: messenger RNA, 3184 nt
Organism: Clarias gariepinus (North African catfish)
Lineage: Eukaryota; Metazoa; Chordata; Actinopteri; Siluriformes; Clariidae
Gene: slc30a4
Product: solute carrier family 30 member 4
Exons: 8
Coding region: 335-1645 (436 amino acids)
Biological process (GO): response to zinc ion; zinc ion transmembrane transport
Cellular component (GO): plasma membrane
Molecular function (GO): zinc ion transmembrane transporter activity
Source: RefSeq, a predicted model, not a curated record